Messenger RNA from Acipenser ruthenus (sterlet), 1501 nucleotides. RefSeq names its product histone H4. NCBI's taxonomy places the organism in Eukaryota, Metazoa, Chordata, Actinopteri, Acipenseriformes, Acipenseridae. The transcript has a single exon. Gene Ontology annotation, cellular component: nucleosome. The record is from RefSeq and is a predicted model, not a curated record. Gene Ontology annotation, biological process: nucleosome assembly. The coding region runs from base 271 to 582 and encodes 103 amino acids. Gene Ontology annotation, molecular function: DNA binding; structural constituent of chromatin; protein heterodimerization activity.
CCACAAGUUCCGUCUGACUAACCAGUUACAGAAUAGCAGGUUUACAACAACAACUUGCCUCUCCCUUUUUCGCCAUACACAUGUAAAAUGAGAGAACAUUUUACAUAUAGUCACUAGGGCUGAGGAAGUUGCAAGGCGCCUUUUCUGGCACUGAAAUAUCAAACAGCUCCGCUUAGUGGCUAUUAGGGCGGCGCUUGGUUAAUUUGCUGCUCAUUCCUCAAACGACUGUCUGGCUGCUUUCUGCCCUGUAAAAACACGCACAAGUGCACAAUGUCUGGAAGAGGCAAGGGAGGCAAAGGACUCGGCAAAGGGGGCGCUAAGCGUCAUCGCAAAGUACUCCGCGAUAACAUCCAGGGAAUCACCAAGCCUGCUAUUCGUCGCCUGGCUCGCCGUGGAGGAGUGAAGCGAAUCUCCGGCCUCAUCUAUGAGGAGACCCGCGGGGUGUUGAAGGUGUUUCUGGAGAAUGUGAUCCGGGAUGCAGUCACCUACACUGAGCACGCCAAGAGAAAGACCGUCACCGCCAUAGAUGUGGUGUAUGCUCUGAAACGCCAGGGUCGCACUCUGUACGGAUUUGGAGGUUAAACGUACCGAUGGGAAAAGAAAAGCACAAAACAAAUGCUCUUUUAAAGGAGAAAGUGGGUGGCUCUUAAAGAGCUGUGAAACAUUAUAUAAGCUUUACAAAUCAUGCGUAUCAGCAAGCAACAUGUUUUGUCUAGUCUUAGGAUGGAUUUUUACAAAAAGAGUCACUCUGUAAUAAAAACAAUUCCAUAUAGAUUAAUGGCUCUUUCUCGAAGUCGAUAAAAACAAGAUUUCUACAUAUAGCUCUCCGUUUACAAGAGUGCAAUGCACGUCAAUAAAAACAUUUCAUAUGGUAUUAAAAUGGUCGGUGAGUUAAAAAUGAAGUAGAUGUUGUGUGCUGACUUUUGAAGGUUGCUGAUUAAUAAAGUAAAAACAAUAAUAACGGUCAUCCUACCGAGUCACUAGGUCUUCGUAAUGCCACUAUAUUUGAAACUACUCGUGUGCACAAUGGCUUUUUUUUUAAGAUUGUAGAAUGUUCCAUGUAUUUUAUGUUUCUCAUUUGUGAACGUUGUAUUGCUCGAGUGCAACGGGUGUCGCUGUAAAAUGUAAAAUACAUUUCACUUUUGCUUUUAUGAUUUGAAAUGGUCACGUCUUUUCCCCGUCCUUUCGCAUGACCUCAAAUGGCUGCAGCGAUUCUUUGUUCCCCUUGGCGCCAAUUUACCCCACCCCUACAUGCAUGCUCCCCUGUUUAGGGGGCUGGGGGUCGCAUGUGUAGUUAACUCGCUAUGCGAGUACCGGCAAUAAGAUACAAGUGUGGUUGCUGUCCUGUUCUGUAUUCUUGUGCCCUCUGCCGGUUAUAUAUUGUAAUAAACAGAGAUAUAUAUUUUUAUGUGAAGUAUGGUCGCCUACCGAAGUACACGUAAUACAAAUGAUUUGCUUCUUUUAUGCAGUAAAUAACAAACAGUCUGUCUUCAGAGGCACU